Nelumbo nucifera (sacred lotus) is the source of this 1727-nucleotide messenger RNA. RefSeq names its product histone acetyltransferase of the GNAT family 2 (gene HAG2). Gene Ontology annotation, molecular function: histone acetyltransferase activity. NCBI's taxonomy places the organism in Eukaryota, Viridiplantae, Streptophyta, Magnoliopsida, Proteales, Nelumbonaceae. Gene Ontology annotation, biological process: subtelomeric heterochromatin formation. Gene Ontology annotation, cellular component: nucleus. The record is from RefSeq and is a predicted model, not a curated record.
UCUUUUGUUCGUAUGCUGUAUGCACACUAAAUUCCCGCUUCCUUUUUUUUUUCCCGCUCAGUGAGACAAAAACCCUAAGAAGCUAUUAAGCGAGAAAUGGGGCUGAAGCAAGCAGCAGCUGAUCCAAUAUCAGAUGCUAAAAAGCGAAGGCGAGUCGGGUUUAAUGUCGUUGAUGUUGGAAUCGAGGCCAAUGAGUGUAUUAAAAUUUACCUAGUUAACAGCAAAGAUGAAGUUGAUGCUGCGUCCGGCUUUCUAAUUGAACCCAUUGACCUGAAUCAGUUUUUCGGUGAAGAUGGGAAAAUAUAUGGCUAUAAAGAUUUAAAGAUCAUCAUCUGGUUAAGUACCAUUUCAUUACAUGCGUAUGCUGAUAUUACAUUUCAGAGCACAUCUGAGGGAGGGAGAGGGAUCACAGAUCUGAAGCCUGCACUGCAGAAUAUAUUUGGUGAAUCUCUGGUUGAGAAAAAGGAUGAUUUCCUCGAUACUUUCACUGCUGAGAGUCAUUAUAUCAGAACCAUCAUUUCAAAUGGAGAGGUCAUACAUUAUAAAGCCCCCAAGGGACAUAAUGGUGAAACUAAUGGUUGUCUGGAAUCAGAAGCUUCAAGUGUGGAGGUCAUUUGCAUGCCUGUAAACAGUAUGCCUGUUGGGCAACUUUACAGUCGGUUGGUGCCACUUGCACUUCUUCUUGUUGAUGGUAGCAGUCCUAUUGAUAUCACUGAUCCAAAAUGGGAGAUCUAUCUUGUGGUUCAGAGAACAGAUCAACAGGGGGAUAUUAAUUUUAAGUUGAUUGGCUUUGCAGCUGUUUACCGCUUCUAUAAAUAUCCUGAUGAUUCACGCUUGCGAAUUAGCCAGAUACUAGUUUUGCCACCAUACCAGGGUCAAGGUCAUGGUCGUCACCUUUUGGAGGUUCUCAAUCAUGUUGCAGUAUCUGAAAAGAUGUAUGAUGUCACAGUAGAAGAGCCAUCUGAUUAUCUUCAACACGUGCGUACUUGCAUUGACACGCUUCGCCUGCUUGCUUUUGACUCAAUUCAGCCAUCAAUUAAUUUGGCAGUCUUGCAUCUAAAGCAAGGGAAAUUUUCUGAAGGAAACUGCAGGCUUCAGUUGGAUCCAUCUGCAUCUGUAGUAGAGGAUGUUAGAAAGAAUUUGAAGAUCAACAAGAAACAGUUUAUUCAAUGCUGGGAGGUUCUCAUCUAUCUUGGACUUGGUUCCAUUGACCAAUACAUGGAGAAUUACAUGACCUUUAUUUCUGAACGUAUCAAGAUUGAUAUAUUGGGGAAAGAAUCUGAUACUGCUGGAAAGCGGGUGAUUGAGGUUCCAAAUGAUUAUGACCAUGACAUGACUUUUGUAAUGUUCCGUACACAAACUGGUGGUGAAGCAGGCGGUGCCCAGAUUGACAAAACUCAAACUAAUCAAGAGGAGCAAUUGCGUCAGUUAGCCGAGGGACGGAUGAAAGAGAUCAAGUUGGUUGCAGAGAAGGUUUCUUCACGUCGUGUGUGAAGUCGGGUGAGCCACUCUGUCUGUCUCUUGCUGGUGUUGUGGGCCUGUGGCCAAUCAAGAGGUCUCAACUCUGCCAAAAAGUGCAGCCUCUUUGAUUUAAUUUUUGAUGGGGCUUGCUUGUAAAUUAUGUAGCAGCAGCAUUUAUAUUUUUGCUCUCUUUAAUCUAUCAAUUGAUUACAAAUGCCUGUUUAAUCAUUUAGUUAUAAUCUUAAGUUUUAUGUGAUUCCGAGCAA